Marchantia polymorpha subsp. ruderalis is the source of this 1459-nucleotide messenger RNA. The record is from the annotation of a GenBank genome assembly. Lineage: Eukaryota; Viridiplantae; Streptophyta; Marchantiopsida; Marchantiales; Marchantiaceae.
GGCCCUCGAGUCGCACAUUUCUCCGUCGGGACUUAUUCCAGUCGACCUCAAGCUGCGUGUUCGGUGGCGGCGCGGAGAAUUUGGAAUAUACUCGGAGACCGUCGCGACGUCGGGUUGGGGAAGCGCGGCAGGCCCGCCGCUCGCACCGGAGAUCGCGACGCGACGGAGCGUAUGGCGCGGGAGGGGGGAGGGGAAGAGGACGGGCCUGCGAGCUUAGAGUCGUCAUUCGUCGAACAAGAAGAGCCGAGGACUCGUUCACUGCAUCAGCGAUCGCACGCAAUUCGCCCUUCGGUCGAUCGAUCGAUCGAUCAAUCUCGUGAGAGAGCGAGAGGAGAGGAGCGGAAAUUGGAGCAGCUAGCAGCCAGGAAUCAUGACGAUGGGCGCGGGAGCACGAGCGGGAUCUCGUCUGCUGCAAGCAGCUCGAUCCUCCGCGCUUCUGCCCGCAGCUAAGCCCUCGAAUUUCUCGGCGACUCGCACUUUCGCUGCUGAUCACGGGCACGGGCCCGUGAGAGUGAACAUCUGGGAGGAUCCCACCAGCCCCUCCAAGUGGAAGGAAGAGCACUUCGUGUUCGUGUCGCUCGCCGGGUGGGGUUUGCUUUUCUAUGGUGGGUACAAGGCUGCCACCGGCGGGAGCAAGAAGGCCGAGAGCAAGUAGGCUUGGCCUUCUCUGUAUUACUCUCUUAUGUCUUUCAGCUAUGAUUUUAGGGAUCUCGAGAUUCUGGAGCUGUUCGUCCUGUAUUUCCGAAGGUACGAGUCAGGGAUCCUCUUACGGCUGAGCAGCUUUUCGACUUUCAAGGCAUGGAUUAGGUUUUCUUCGACGGUUGUUCAGCUGUUGCAGCUGCCAAUUCUGAAAAUGCGCUGGAUGGCGACCGGAUUGUGAGAUAAGCAGUGAUUAGGGCUAGGCGAUUCCAGCCUGCAUCACCACACGCAGAGGCUGAGAAUCAGCUUUUUAGGGUGGUGCCGAAGCGAACGUUCAUCGACACAGGAAAGGAUUGGAACAAGGCCCAAUCUUUGACUAAUAAAACUGUUUUUCCAUCUCAAGGGAAUCGUUUUGACACGCGCAUAUACUGAGAUUUCUCCAGUGCAAAUUCUGCUGGCUCAGCCCCUCGUGAAGUUUCAAAUGUUUGCAUCUGGCCUGCUGUGAUCGCUGUCAACUUCUUCAGUGUGGGUUCGAACUUUACCCUCUCGUAGAUCAUCAUCAUCGUAGAGGUUCAAUCAAUCUAGCUGCCACGUUGUUCGUUUGCACUAGUUGCUGUAGUGAAGUCCAGUCGCAUGCACAUUUUUUCUUGGAUUCGAUUUGAGGAUCUGGGUUAGACUUCAUAGUGUCAGAUUCCCUGACUUUCAAGCAUGUGUCAAAGUGUCGUCGUUAGUGUAAUGUGGACGGGUGGCAAAGAUGAACUUGUCGUCUGAAUCGGCGUGGUGGAAUCUCUAUUUGGAAUUAUGGUUGUACUCGGUCAUC